AAUAGCCCUCGUACCACUAGGACAUUAGUUCGUGUGCAAGUAGACGAUUUACAUCAACAUUUCGGCCAAUAAUACAUAUAGGAACUGCAACACGAACAACAAACAGGACAACAACGAGAUUUCACUAUAAUUAUCAGGAAAAAAAUUGCAAAUAAAAUUGUAAAAGGCCAGGAGAUUUCAACUAGCCAUAGCCACGUAGCAAGCAUACAUAUAAUGUCCUUUGAAGCAAACCUUUAUCGGCAAUUUAAUUUACCUUGGGAGCAAGCAUCCGAAGCAGAAAAACAAGAAGCUCAAGAGCUACCUUCAACAUCAAAACAACGCUUGCCAACAGCAGAGCCUUUUGAACUAUCACCUCAGGUACCGCGCCCCAGCUACCCUCGCUUACUUCCAGAAAAACAAGAAGCUCAUGACUAUCCUCUCUCACUUCCAGGGAAACAAAGCCAGAACAGCUGCAGCAGUCAAACACUUUUCCCUGCACCAAUACUGCAAUCCAGCGAGCCAGUAGCACCCGGUACAGCCAAUCACACAUCCAGCAAACGCACACAGCCAGCCAAUCAACCCGCACCCAAUACGUUCGCCUACAAUCUCGUUCAACAAAUUGUCCAAACGGUAGGUGAACUUGAAAAUACGCUGUUGGAAGAUCAGCAGAGCGAUUUCAAUUUGCGUUUGGCUUACGAACGCCAAACAGAAAAACUAAAGAAUAUGUGCCAGUCCUUGGAUAAUGAAAAAGCGCGUAAUGUACGACUGAUGGAGUUAAUUCGUGGUGUUGAGCUAUCUACUUCGACGGAAGAUGAUGAACCGGAUUAUUCGCUUUCACGAUGUGGUGCUACGGAACGUUGGUCACGGGCAUCAGACGUAUAUGAAUCGAUAAGCCCGCUGUUGUUGCAACAGAGAUAUGAUGAACUCUGCAAUUCAUACAAACAAUGCCGGCGCCAACUUAUAAAAAAGGAAAAGCUUCUCAAAUUAAGUCGUUGUGAAACCGAGACUGCAAAAGCGCGUUACGACAAUCUACUCGAUGAAUAUCAAAUUGAACAAAAACGUUUUGAACAUGUGUGCUUAAUGUAUCUACAAUUGCAAGCAAAGAAGAAUUUUGAGCUCCAACGCCUACGUGACGCUCUUAACAGCGCAAUCGAGUGUAUAGUGAGUGCAGAGAAACUAAUCGAUUGCUUGGAUGAAGAGACGAUUACAUUGUAUAUGAAUCGAAAUAUUGCCAACUUAUGUGACGAGAAUGAUUUUUACAACGACCACAACACCGACACUAAGGAAACCGACCAUAUUGCAGCAUUUAAACAAAAUUUCGAGUUAUUUAUGAAGUCUUUGCGUCUCUGCCAGAGGGCUAAAAAAGUAGCAGAAACCAAUGCAAAUCAAUGAAUGGCCACCAUCGGAGGUGCAGUAUUGGCAAUAGGAUUCAUCAUUACAUAUUUGAGUGUAUGUGUAAAUAAAUAUAUAAUUAGAUAAAUAUUUCAACAGAGAUUUUAUAGAGGAAAAAAAAUAUAUAUUUUAUAUGAAUAUACUAACAUUU
This is a messenger RNA of Rhagoletis pomonella (apple maggot), 1522 nucleotides long. RefSeq lists its product as uncharacterized. Lineage: Eukaryota; Metazoa; Arthropoda; Insecta; Diptera; Tephritidae. Bases 214 to 1371 code for a protein of 385 amino acids. The transcript has 4 exons. The record is from RefSeq and is a predicted model, not a curated record.